This is a messenger RNA of Physcomitrium patens, 2269 nucleotides long. RefSeq names its product pectate lyase. Lineage: Eukaryota; Viridiplantae; Streptophyta; Bryopsida; Funariales; Funariaceae. Gene Ontology annotation, molecular function: pectate lyase activity. The record is from RefSeq and is a predicted model, not a curated record.
AGGAAUAGGAGGCCUGUUACGAAAAUCAUGAUGCCGCUCCAAGCACAUCCAGGGACUCCGACGCCCCCGCCCUGCAGCUGACAUCGCGCUCGGGACUAGUAUAUCUUCUGUGCUCCAAGUUGAGCAUUACACGUCCAGUACUCAACUUCCCCACUCAAGGAUGUACAAACACAUUAGUUGCAGUACUCAGGUCUCUGCCUAGAUACGCUGCGUCUGCUGUUGUGCGCAGUUUGCUGCUCUCACCUCGUCGCCCAGAUGACGAUGGCAAGGUUGACAGUCUCCCUGGUGGUGUUGAUCCUGGUCUGCGCGCCGUUAGGGCGUGUGCUCUCACAGGAAGAGUUCCAGGUGCUGCCUGAUACUUCCUUCGCCGCUACCGAGCCGAAUCAGAGUAACGCGUUCGACGACGAACCUGCUUUCGCUGCUGAAGACUCUACCUUUGGGGGUGACGAUGAGAUUGCUGCUGCUCCUGAGCCUGAGAGCCAGGCAUCUGAUUCUACAAGUUAUGAUACCAGUGAUUUGGAGUCAGAUGCGCAACUGAACGUCUCCAGAGAGGAGACUAACUCUGGUGAAAGCACCGAUGAUACACUGGUCUCUGAUAAUGACUUCGGGGAUGGUGUUGGGAACACCACUUCGGCGGACUCUGAUGGGUUUGAUAUGAUCGAGAACGAUGACAACUCUUCAUCACAAGAUUCCAGGGAGGAUUUUGGUGCCGCAUCUUUCAGCUCCAGAGGGGCAUGCUCAACGGGAAACCCCGUCGACGAUUGUUGGAGGUGUGAUCCAAACUGGGCAUCGUACCGCCAGCGCCUUGCUAGCUGCGCAAUUGGGUUCGGAAGAAGUGCCAUCGGUGGCAAGAAUGGCAGGAUUUACGUCGUCACCUCUUCUCGCGAUGACAACCCCGCAAAUCCUGCUAGGGGAACCCUCCGUUACGCUGUCACCCGACCUGGGCCCCUCUGGAUCACCUUCGCGUACAGCAUGACUAUUCACCUGAAAAAUGAGCUGCUAAUCACCAGCUACAAAACUAUCGACGGCCGUGGUGUGACAGUCCGCAUUGCAGGAGGUGCUGGUUUGACGAUGCAGCGGGUAAGCAACAUCAUAGUGCACGGAAUUGCUAUCCAUGACAUCAAACCAACAGGACCUGCAAGGAUUAUGAGCUCUACCAGUCAUGUGGGCAGCCGUGGCAGAACCGACGGUGAUGCUAUCUCCAUCUUCUCCUCAAAGAAUAUCUGGAUCGACCACUGCUACCUUGCCAGAGCUGCUGACGGUCUGAUCGACGUGAUCAGAGGCUCCUCUGGCGUGUCCAUCACGAACAAUUACUUCACUCAGCACGACAAAGUGAUGCUCCUUGGAGCCAACAAGGAGCACUGGGAGGAUCGAAACAUGUAUGUGACAGUGGCUUACAAUACCUUCGGUCCUGGACUGAUACAGAGGAUGCCGAGAGUGCGAUUCGGAAACGUCCAUGUUGUGAACAACGAUUACACUUCUGGAUGGGGAAUUUAUGCCAUAGCUGGAAGCGAAGGGCCUACGAUUCUCUCUCAGGGCAACAUAUUCAACGCCUAUAAGGGCUCCAAACAAGUGACGAAGCGUAUCAACGACGGUGGAAACAAUUUCGGAGGCCCUAAGAACUGGAACUGGAGAUCAGAGGGUGACAGGUUUAUUUCUGGUGCCUACUUUACUAGUGUGCCGAUGAAAUGGUCCUAUCAGAGCUAUUCUAAGACUGCAAGCUGCUCUGCUCGGCCAGCAACGAUGGUAACCAGGAUGGUAAGAGGCGCCGGUCCUCUUAGUUGCCGGCGUGGUACUCGCUGCUAGGUGACAGUUUGCCACAAACAUGGACCUGUUUGAGGUGUCACGGGGGGCCGUAGCUGCGGCGAGCAUGGUUUUCAAACCUCCUCAAGCAGUGGAUAUUGCAGAUGUGGUUGGUUAAUGCACCUGUAGCAGCAAUAUUUUAUGAAGUGCAGUUGCGUCAGGUUGUUACUAUUUUGAACAAAUUUGUUGCGGCUGCGCUUACUGUAGCCCACAAGAUUGAGGCAAGUUUGCGGCCAAAGUUGAUUUGGUGGCCUACUGUCAUUGUGUCUGUUCAUUGUUGUUUGUUUUAGGAGUUGAUUCGCGCUUCUGGUUUCGAACUUUUCUGUUCCAACUAGACGUAACCAUUUGUUCUAACUUAGCGCAGUUUGUCUUCAUGGAGAGAUCCCCAAUUGAAAACGAUGCUGUGUGCAUUAAAUGAAUAAAAUGAGAUGCUGCAGUAAAUGAAUGCAGCCAAACUCUUGCUGUC